CUUUCUCGCGCACGUACCGCUUGCCGUAGGCGCGGUGGAAGACAGUGGAAGCGGCGGGAGAGCGGUAGUCAUAGCUAUCUUCUCAAAUGUAAUGAUAGCGAACAUUAAUGUUAGUUAAACAUUAAGUUAGUAGUGCGUAUUUAUUCGUAUGCUUAGGGCUUAAGUUUGGUAAAAUCAAAGGUGUUUGGCAAAUAAGGAUACUACUGGUGACUCUGUUACCACCGGUGUCGUUGUAGUGUUGUUUUUUAAGCAUUUCCCGGGAAUCUGGUUUUGAACGUUUGUUUUUGGUUAGCCAGUUUAGCGCUGCACCAACAACAAUGGCGAAGGUACAGGUGCUAAAUGUGGCUGUACUAGAUAACCCGAGUCGCUUUGGAAACCCUUUUCAGUUUGAAAUAACGUUUGAAUGUAUGGAGGACCUUCCCGAAGAUCUGGAAUGGAAGAUCAUCUAUGUUGGCUCAGCAGAAAGUGAAGAGUAUGACCAAGUCCUUGACUCCGUCUUGGUUGGCCCAGUACCUGCUGGGAGACAUAUGUUUGUGUUUCAGGCCGAUGCCCCAAACACUGGAUUGAUUCCUGAAAGUGAUGCUGUUGGUGUGACUGUAGUGCUGAUUACCUGCACAUACCGUGGCCAGGAGUUCAUACGCAUUGGUUACUAUGUGAACAAUGAAUACACAGAACCCGAGCUUCGUGAAAAUCCACCAAUCAAGCCAGACUACACACAGCUACAGAGAAAUAUUCUGGCAUCAAACCCCCGUGUGACCAGAUUUCAUAUAAACUGGGAAGGCAGUGCAGAGCGAAUGGAGGACUGUGAAAAUGUGGAUCCCACGUCAAACUCCAAGCUCCCUCCAUCCUGUCUCCCGGGAAAGGCCCCCCCUUUAGGGAUACUUCCAGAUAACUCUAUGGACUGCUUAUAGAGACGGCCCAAGCAAACAGGGGGAUGAGUCACAGCUCAAAACUUUAUUUUUGAAGAAUGCCUGUGGACAUUUUAGUGGAUGUACAGACAUCUUUGCCUUACAGCUACCCUUAUUUACCUGAAGAUCUUGGGCUUCAGAUGACUGUUUGUUUCAAGGAAGAUUAUGAACGUCUCACUGGUAUGAUCAUCACUUACAGGUGGGGAUUUCCUUGCCAUGAUGUUAAAAGCAAUAUUGAAGUAGUUUAACUCGUGGGAAGGUAACUGAAAUAAUGCAGCUGAACUGAAUCGGCACAGAAAGCUGAUGUAUGAUUGAUUCACCUUCCUUCCUUUUGUUGGUGCAGAACUAAUUUGUACCCAUUUAAGAGGAUUUCAGCACUGCAGCAACAGGCAACUAAAUU
Etheostoma cragini (Arkansas darter) is the source of this 1308-nucleotide messenger RNA. RefSeq names its product anti-silencing function 1Ba histone chaperone (gene asf1ba). The transcript is spliced from 4 exons. Gene Ontology annotation, cellular component: nucleus. Gene Ontology annotation, molecular function: histone binding. Bases 318 to 911 code for a protein of 197 amino acids. NCBI's taxonomy places the organism in Eukaryota, Metazoa, Chordata, Actinopteri, Perciformes, Percidae. Gene Ontology annotation, biological process: DNA replication-dependent chromatin assembly. The record is from RefSeq and is a predicted model, not a curated record.